AUGGUUGAGAUGGAUGCCAUUGCCACCAAGAAUCAUCACCAAACAUUUAACGUCUCCACUGACAUGCAACAACGAGGAGGCUCUAAGUGUUUCGAUGAUGAUGGUCGCCCCAAAAGAACUGGGACUGUGUGGACUGCAAGUGCACACAUAAUAACUGCAGUGAUUGGGUCAGGGGUGUUGUCAUUGGCUUGGGCUAUAGCUCAGCUUGGAUGGGUUGCUGGUCCUGUUAUCAUGGUUCUCUUCUCUGUCAUUACUUACUACACUUCCAUUCUUCUCUCUGAUUGUUAUCGUACUGGUGACCCUGUCACUGGCAAGAGAAACUACACUUACAUGGAUGCUAUUCAUUCAAACUUCGGUGGCAGUGGCUUUAAGGUCAAGCUGUGUGGGCUAGUUCAGUAUGUUAACCUUUUUGGAGUUGCCAUUGGCUACACUAUAGCAUCUUCCAUAAGCAUGAUGGCAAUUGAAAGAUCUAAUUGUUUCCACAAGAGUGGAGGAAAAAAUCCCUGCCAUAUGAACAGCAAUAUGUACAUGAUUUCCUUCGGUAUAGUGGAAAUUGUUUUCUCUCAAAUUCCAGGCUUUGAUCAAUUGUGGUGGCUCUCCAUUGUGGCUGCUGUUAUGUCCUUCACGUAUUCCACAAUUGGGCUAGGCCUCGGUAUUGGAAAAGUUAUAGAAAACGGAAGCGUUGGGGGAACCUUAACUGGGAUAAGCAUUGGUACUGUGACACAAACUGAUAAGUUUUGGAGAACCAUGCAAGCUCUUGGUGACAUAGCCUUUGCCUACUCUUACUCCUUCGUACUUAUAGAAAUUCAGGACACAGUGAAAUCCCCUCCAUCAGAGUCAAAAACAAUGAGGAAGGCUACUUUUAUCAGUGUUGCUGUCACCACUGCUUUCUACAUGCUUUGUGGCUGUUUUGGGUAUGCCGCAUUUGGAGAUUCAAGCCCUGGAAACCUUCUCACUGGCUUUGGCUUCUAUAACCCAUAUUGGCUUCUUGACAUAGCUAAUGCUGCCAUAGUGAUCCACCUUAUUGGUUCAUACCAAGUUUGCUGCCAACCCAUUUUCGCUUUUAUUGAAAAAAAUGUUGCACAAAGAUUCCCAGAUAGUAGUUUUGUGAACAAAGAAAUUGAAAUCCCCCUCCUUGGUUUUCAUCCUUACAAACUAAACUUGUUCAGAUUGGUUUGGAGGACAAUUUUAGUAAUAGUUAAUACUGUGAUAUCAAUGCUUCUCCCAUUCUUCAAUGACAUAGGAGGACUUAUUGGAGCACUUGGAUUUUGGCCACUAACUGUGUAUUUCCCGGUGGAAAUGUACAUUAUUCAAAAAGGAAUGCCAAAGUGGAGCCCAAAAUGGAUGUGCCUCCAAAUGCUUAGCUUUGCAUGCCUUUUAAUGACUGUAGGAGCUGCAGCUGGCUCUAUUGCUGGAAUUAUCAUUGAUCUUCAAACUUGCAAGCCAUUCAAUACCAACUAUUGA
Messenger RNA from Abrus precatorius (Indian licorice), 1464 nucleotides. RefSeq names its product amino acid permease 3-like. Gene Ontology annotation, cellular component: plasma membrane. Bases 1 to 1464 code for a protein of 487 amino acids. NCBI's taxonomy places the organism in Eukaryota, Viridiplantae, Streptophyta, Magnoliopsida, Fabales, Fabaceae. The transcript is spliced from 6 exons. The record is from RefSeq and is a predicted model, not a curated record.